Messenger RNA from Daktulosphaira vitifoliae (grape phylloxera), 3428 nucleotides. It is a transcript of the gene msk, whose product is annotated as importin-7. Gene Ontology annotation, cellular component: cytosol; nuclear envelope. The transcript is spliced from 21 exons. Gene Ontology annotation, biological process: protein import into nucleus. Gene Ontology annotation, molecular function: small GTPase binding. The coding region runs from base 150 to 3290 and encodes 1046 amino acids. The record is from RefSeq and is a predicted model, not a curated record. Lineage: Eukaryota; Metazoa; Arthropoda; Insecta; Hemiptera; Phylloxeridae.
ACGAUAUUCAUUAUGGCGGUUGUCGGGUUAAUCGGAAAAUGGAAUGUGAUUUUUGUCAUCACGUGACUGAUUUCAAGUAACUUUAAACUUCAUCUGUGCGCUCUGGUACUAGUCAAUAUUUUGGAUUGUUGUACGUGCAACUAACCAUAAUGGAUAUUGAAAAACUUACUGCCCUGCUGAAUGCUACACUUUAUCAACCACAUAGAAGCGAAGCUGAAGAACAACUUCAGCGAAUACAUAAAAUAGCAGGAUUUGGUCCUGCUUUAUUACAAAUUGUUCUUGCAUCAGAUGUUGAAAUGUCUACCAGACAAGCGAGUGCAAUUUACCUCAAAAAUUUAGUUUAUCAAAGUUGGGCAGGUCGUGAAGAUGAACCUAAUAAGUUUACUGUUCAUGAGCAAGAUAGGCAAAUGAUUAGAGAUACAAUUUUGGAUGUUAUUAUCCAAGUACCUGAAUUAUUACGAGCUCAGUUAACUGUGUGCUUAGUGACUAUGUUGAAACAUGAUUUUCCUGGGCAUUGGCCUACUGUGGUUGAUAAAAUUGCUGUCUGUUUAAAAAGUGAUAACACUUCAUAUUGGAUGGCAGGGUUAGUUGGUUUUUCAUCUUUAGUGAAAGCUUUCGAAUACCAAAAAGCAGAUAAAUCACCUAUUCAUGGAGCUGUUAAAGUUUUGCUCCCAAGUGUUUAUAAUGUUAUGGCCCAUAUAGUUACUAAUUCUGCUGCUGAAUCUGUAACUCUUCAAAAAAUGAUUGUUAAAAGUUAUUUUAAACUUAUUCAAUUUACACUUAGUUCUGAUUUAAUGGAAAGAACUACAUUUACCAAGUGGAUGGAAAUUAUGAGUGUUGUAUUAUGUAAUCCUGUGCCUGAAGAGGUGAAUAGAUAUGAAAUAAGUGAACGAGAACAAUUACCUUGGUGGAAAGUAAAAAAAUGGGCUUUACAUACAUUAUAUAGAAUUUUUGAAAGAUAUGGAAGUCCUGGAAGUGUAGCUAAAGAAUAUAGGUUAUUUGCAACUUUUUAUGUAAAAACUUUUUCUACUGGAAUUAUUGAAAUAGUAUUAAGAAUUCUAGAUCAAUAUCGUAAUAAAAUUUAUGUUCCACCUAGAGUUAUGCAAAUGUCUCUAAAUUAUUUAAAUCAAUGUAUUAGUAUUGCUCACACUUGGAAAAUUAUUAAACCACAUUUAGCUGCUAUCAUUCAAGAUAUUAUAUUUCCUCUCAUGUGCCAUUCUGAUGCAGAUCAAGAAUUAUGGGAAUCAGAUCCACAUGAAUAUAUUUCACAAAAAUUUGACAUUUUUGAAGACCUUAUAUCACCAGUCAUGGCUGCUCAAUCAACAUUGCAUUCUGCUUGCAAAAAAAGAAAAGAUAUUUUACCAAAAGCUGUUCAAUUUAUUGUUGGUGUAAUAACUUCAAAUGAUGCACUACCUUCCCAGAAAGAUGGAGCACUUCACAUGCUUGGUGCUUUAGCAGAUGUUAUAUUUAAAAAAGAUAUGUACAAAGAUCAAGUGAGCAGUAUGUUGUAUCAACAUGUUUUCCCAGUUUUUCAAAGUCCUCAUGGACAUUUAAGAGCCAGAGCUUGCUGGUUUAUUCAACAUGUAUGUGAUGUUAAAAUCAAUAACGAUAAUAUAUGGACAGAUUUAUCAGCACUUUGCACAAAUGCUCUAUUAACUGAUAAAGAACUGCCUGUUAAAGUUCAAGCAGGUUUAGCUAUUCAAGCAUUAUUAAUUGCUGAAGAUAAAGUUGAACCUCUUUUAGAACCAAAAAUUAAAGAAAUUGUGUUAGAGCUAUUGAAUGUCUUGAAAGAAACUGAAAAUGAUGACAUAACUGGUGUUAUACAAAAGACCAUUGCUAUAUAUUCUGACAAAUUAGGACCAAUAAUGAUGGAAAUAUGUCAGAAUUUGGUUAAAACUUUACUUCAAGUUCUCAAGUCUGAUGAUAUGAAUGAUAAAAAAGAAAUAACUGGUAUGAGUAUUUUAAGUUGUAUUGAGACUAUUCUGAGUGUAAAUGAUGAACAAAGCCAUACAUUAGCUGCUCUUGAACCAAUUGUUUUAGAAGUUAUUGUACACAUAUUUACCACUCCAGAACCUGAAUAUUAUGAAGAAGCUUUUAAUUUGGUCAGUGACUUGACCAAUACACAAUUGUCGCCAAACAUGUGGAAAGUGCUGGAAUUAAUCUAUGGAGUCUUUCAAAAUGAUGGUUUUGAUUAUUUUGUUGAUAUGAUGCCCUGCUUACAUAAUUAUGUUACUAUUGGUAUGGAAACAUUUGUUAGUAAUGAACAUUAUAUGCUGAUUAUAUUUAAUAUGUGCAAAGUUGUUCUAACAUCAGAAUCUGGUGAAGAAGCUGAAUGUCAUGCAGCAAAAUUAUUAGAAGUAAUUGUUUUGCAAUGUAAAGGACGAAUAGAUCAGUGUAUUCCUCCUAUUGUGGAAGUAGCUCUACAAAGGUUAGUUAGGGAAAUAAAAUCAUCUGAGUUAAGAGCUAUGUGUCUUCAAAUAAUAGUUGCAGCUAUCUAUUACAAUCCUCAGUUAUUGUUUGAAACUCUUGAUAAGUUACAAAUGACUAUGUCUACAAAUGAAUCUAUUUCUGUACAUUUUAUUAGACAAUGGUUACAAGACACUGAUUGUUUUUUUGGAAUUCAUGAUCGAAAACUCUGCGUAAUGGGAUUACUUACUUUAAUGGCAUUAACUCCUAAUCGUCCUGUUGCUGUAAAUGAGCAUGUUACUCAAAUAGUGCCUUCAAUGCUCAUGUUAUUUGAUGGCUUAAAUCGAGCUUAUAAUAGUAAAGAUACAACAUCUGAUGAAGAAUCUAGUGAAGAUGAAGAUACAGAUACAGAAAAUGAAUUGGCUUCUGACGAAGAUGAAAUAGAUGAAACCCUUGAAUAUUCAAAUGACAAGAUGAACAACUCUUUGUUAAAUACAACUGCUACAGAAAUAACUGAAGAUGAAAGUGAUAGUGAUGAUGAUGAUUAUGAACAACCUGAAGAAACAAUUCUAGAAGUUUUUACAACACCACUAGAUCAAGAAGAUAAUGCUGAUGAAAAUUUAGAUGUCUAUAUUUUAUUUAAAAAUGUAUUAUUGAAUAUACAACAAAAUGACCCUGCUUGGUAUCUUGCGCUUACUAAUCAUUUAAAUGUUGAGCAACAAAAAUCUAUCAAUGAAAUUAUGGUUUUAGCUGAACAAAGGCGUACUGAAGUUGAAAAUAAAAAGAAAGAAAAACUUGCAGGUUUUAAAUUUGAUCAGGCAACAGUUCCAUCUACAUUCAAUUUUAGCGAUAGUACCAACUCACCAUUCGCUUUUGGACGAUAAUUGGAUUUAUUGCAUUUUUUGACAAUUAAUCUUUGCGUUAACUAUUCAUUAUUAUUAUUAUUAUAUUAUUAUUAUUGUAUGUCCAUCCAUAUAAAAAAAAAAAAAAACAAAUAAAUUUAACAACCUGUUGUUAUUUAA